Messenger RNA from Aureobasidium pullulans EXF-150, 2804 nucleotides. Its product is annotated as pre-mRNA-splicing factor syf1. Gene Ontology annotation, cellular component: post-mRNA release spliceosomal complex; U2-type catalytic step 2 spliceosome; Prp19 complex. Bases 108 to 2570 code for a protein of 820 amino acids. The record is from RefSeq and is a predicted model, not a curated record. Gene Ontology annotation, biological process: mRNA splicing, via spliceosome; generation of catalytic spliceosome for first transesterification step. Gene Ontology annotation, molecular function: protein binding. The transcript is spliced from 2 exons. NCBI's taxonomy places the organism in Eukaryota, Fungi, Ascomycota, Dothideomycetes, Dothideales, Saccotheciaceae.
UGCUGUCUGCCUCGCCAAACCCGGCCACGCCUCGGUCGCAUCCCCUUCUCUGUCGCCUCUACCGCCGUCGCUAGUAGGCCUGCUGCGUCGUGUGUGUGCUCCUCGACAUGUCGGCAGCUUCGCAUCUGUACCUCGUCACCGACAACGAUGUCAUCUACGAGCAGGACAUCCUGCGCAACCCGGCCAACAUCCGCGCCUGGCUCGACUAUGCAAACUUCAAACGCCAGACCGGCUCGCUGCUCGACCAGGCCUUUGUGCUGGAACGCGCCUGCAACUCGCUCCCACGCAGCUACAAGCUAUGGAAGUUGUACCUCGACCUACGCGUGACCCAUCUGCGCUCUCGCAAUCCCGCCCGCCAUGCCACCGAAUACCAGAAGGUCAAUGCCUUGUUCGAAAGGGCCCUCGUUCUGCUCAACAAGAUGCCUCGUAUCUGGGAGAUGUACCUUACCUUCCUCUGCAAACAACCCAGGAUCACUCAGACCCGCCGCACCUUCGACCGCGCACUACGAGCCCUUCCCAUCACUCAGCACAACCGGAUAUGGGCUUUAUACCGUCCUUUUGCUACAUCUGCCUCUGGAGAAACUGCCAUCAAGGUCUGGCGCCGCUACAUGCAGAUCCAUCCGGAGCACGCCGAAGACUUCAUCGACAUCCUCAUUGAUCAAAAACAAUACACCGACGCUGUUGUCAGAUACAUGGACAUUCUCAACAACCCCCGCUUUCGCAGCAAGGAAGCCAAGGGCCCUUUCCAGUUCUGGACCGAAAUGCUGGAGCUUAUCAUCGACCACGCCCGUCAGGUCCGAACCGGCGAAGACACUGGUAUCCAUGUAGAUCGUAUAGUCCGCAGCGGUAUACUACGCUUCCCGGAUCAGAGAGGUAUCUUGUGGGUUGGCCUAGCCAGAUACUGGAUCAACAAGGGUGACUACGAGCGCGCAAGGGACGUUUUCGAGGAAGGUAUUACCACAGUCAUGACUGUGCGUGACUUCUCCAUCGUCUUUGAUACUUACGCCGAAGCCGAGGAAGCCUUGAUUGGAAUCAAAAUGGACGAGGCUCAGGCUCGCUCCGAGAAGAGCACGCCUGAUGAAAAUGCCGAUCUUGAACUUGAUAUCCGCAUGAUGCGCUUCGAACAGCUUAUGGACCGUCGGCCCUUCCUCCUGAACGAUGUUCUGCUACGACAAAACCCCAACAGUGUUAACGAAUGGGAGAAGAGGGUUGCGCUCUGGGGCGACAACAAACGUGAGGUCGUCAACACAUAUACCAACGCCAUUGCUGCAAUUCACCCCAAGAAAGCCAUCGGAAGGUAUCACACUCUUUGGACGAACUACGCCAAGUUCUACGAGGAGCGCAGCGAUCUACGUAAUGCCAGGAUCAUCAUGGAAAAGGCCGUCAAGGUACCUUUCAAGUCUGUCAACGAACUCGCUGAGAUGUGGGUCGAAUGGGCCGAGAUGGAACUGCGUAACGACAACUUCGACCGCGCCGUCGAUAUAAUGGCCAAGGCCACCCAAGCACCUAAAAGGAGCACGGUUGAUUACUUUGACGAGACUCUCAGUCCUCAACAGCGAGUCCACAAGAGCUGGAAGCUGUGGUCAUUCUACGUUGACCUUGUCGAGUCUGUCAGCACCUUGGACGAGACACGCAAGGUGUACGAGCGUAUCUUUGAGCUACGUAUCGCCACUCCUCAGACAGUAGUCAACUAUGCCAAUCUACUCGAGGAGAAUAAAUACUUUGAGGAGUCAUUCAAGGUAUACGAAAGGGGUCUGGAUCUUUUCUCAUACCCUGUGGCUUUCGAACUUUGGAAUCUUUACCUUCAAAAAGCAGUCGACCGGAAGAUCAGUAUUGAGAGGUUGCGAGACCUUUUCGAACAAGCAGUCGAAGGCUGCCCCCCGAAGUUCGCCAAAGUGCUAUAUCUUAUGUACGGUCAAUUAGAAGAAGAACGCGGCUUGGCUCGUCACGCGAUGCGCAUCUACGAGCGAGCAACACGAGCUGUCUCGGAUGAAGAUCGCUUGGAGAUGUUCAACUUUUACAUCACAAAAUCAGCCUCGAACUUUGGUCUUACUUCAACACGUUCUAUAUACGAACGGGCGAUUGCCGCAUUACCGGACAGCGAAGCAAAAGACAUGUGUCUCAAAUUUGCCGAGAUGGAAAGACGACUGGGCGAGAUCGAUCGUGCCAGAGCAAUUUACGGACAUGCCAGUCAGUUCUGCGAUCCAAGAAGGGAGCCUGGAUUCUGGCAGAGAUGGGAAAGCUUCGAAGUGCAGCAUGGAAACGAGGACACUUUCAAGGAUAUGCUUCGGAUCAAGCGCAGCGUCCAAGCACAAUACAAUACCGACGUCAGCUUCAUUGCCUCUCAAGCUAUCGCUCGCAGUCAACAACCGCCAGUCGCAGACGAUGACAAUGAAGACGACAAUACCCAAAAGACAGACGCCAUGGCAGCGCUGGAGCGCCAGGCACGGGCACCAACUGGAUUCGUUGCAGCAAGCAGUGGGCCGGAAGGAGGUAACAGAGGUGCAGCUGCUGCGCCGCAGCAAAUGGCAGCCAACCCAGACGCCAUCGACGUCGACGAUGAUCUAUGAAAGUCCCCAUAGGGCAAAACAGAUACUUGCAUGCAUACUUCUACUGCUCAUUUCCUAUUCUGUUUCAUUUGUUCAAAUAUACCAACAUGGGCGCCGCUUUUCUCUUUUGUACAAUUGACAGCUGGUUGAGGUGAAGGUCGGAAUGAGAAUUAGGGGGAAAGCCAACAGCGAAAUAGCCAACAGCGAAAUAGCCAAACGCGAAAGGGCCUCGAAUGUGCCACCCUUACUUGCCUC